Molecule: messenger RNA, 4090 nt
Organism: Scleropages formosus (Asian bonytongue)
Lineage: Eukaryota; Metazoa; Chordata; Actinopteri; Osteoglossiformes; Osteoglossidae
Product: ERC protein 2-like
Exons: 18
Coding region: 591-3986 (1131 amino acids)
Biological process (GO): maintenance of presynaptic active zone structure; neuromuscular synaptic transmission; regulation of synaptic plasticity
Cellular component (GO): cytoskeleton of presynaptic active zone
Molecular function (GO): structural constituent of presynaptic active zone
Source: RefSeq, a predicted model, not a curated record
AGACUGAAUAAGACGGAAGUGGGACUCGAAGCCGCGCAUCUUCAGAAACGAGCCGCUACUCAGCAAGUGGCAAUUUGCGUAGCGCGACACCGCGAUGAUGAUGAUCAUCAUCAUCAUGUGCACAUGAUUAGCAGAGAAAAAGAGCAGCGUCGCGACGCAGCCGGAUCUCCGGGGCUCUGGGGCUCCUCGCCAUCCGCCGUCGCUCCGCGACCGUCCCGGCGUCCGCCUCCGAGGAGACAAGUGAAGGGAGGCGCGCGACACGACAGGAGAGACGCGCGACAGGCGCGCUCACCUGCCCGUCGCCGAACUGCCUCCAUCCGGCCGCGAGGGCUCGUCCGCGGUCCAAUGAUCGGGCAGGUCGAGGAUGCUGGGAUGCUGCGAUCGGUGAGCAGGGGGCGGCCGGCAGGGAUGCGGGAUGCGCGAUGCGCGCGGGAUGCGGGAUGCGGGAUCACGCGCGACUCUGGAACGGCGAUCGCGGGGCGGAAUUAGGAUCAUGGAGGAGGCCCAGGCCUCUUCGCGUCCCAAGGGCUACAACGCACUAAUCCAUUCCUCCGAGAAGCGAGACAACUGAGGAGACGCUCGUUUCGGAGAUGUACGGGAGCACGAGAGCUGUGGCCAAUGUUGAGGGGAGCCCUUCACGGUCCCCCCGCUUGCCCAGGUCGCCCCGUCUGGGCCACCGAAGGGCUGCCAGCAGCGGGGGAGGCGGCAAGACGUUGUCUAUGGAGAACAUCCAGUCCCUGAAUGCCGCCUACGCCACCUCUGGACCCAUGUACCUGAGCGACCACGAGGGCAUCGGGUCCACCACGUACCCCAAGGCCGUGGUGACGGUGGGCCGGGCCGCCAGCCGCGCCCUGCACGGGGGUCGCGUCACCGCUAUGGGCAGCAGCCCCAACAUCGCAACCCUGGGGCUGCCGCACGCUGACCUCUUGUCCUACGGUGACCUGGGGUCACUCUCCAUGCUUCAACAGCACCAGCAGGGGGUGCCCUCGGGGCUGCGGCACACCCGCGACACCACCAUGCUGGACCUGCAGCUGCAGCUGAGGGACCUGCAGAGGGACAACGAGCUGCUGCGCCGCGAACUGGAUGCGAAGGAGGGCAAAAUGGGCUCUUCGGCUGCUGGAGCACGCAGCUUCUGGAGCCCGGAGCUCAAGAGGGAGCGAGGCGUGCGCAAGGAGGAGGUGGCCCGGACCUCCCUGCUAAGGGAGCAGAUGAGGGUGGCUCAUGAGGAGAACCAGCAUCUCCAGAUGACCAUACAAGCCUUGCAGGACGAGCUACGCACCCAGCGAGACCUGAACCUGCUGCUCCAGCAGGAGAGCGUCGGUCGCGGGGUCGAGCAUGCCACCAUCGAGCUCAACGAAGACAACUUCCGCCGCCUGCAAGCAGAGCACGAGCGGCAAGCCAAAGAGCUUUUCCUCCUGAGGAAGACGCUUGAGGAGAUGGAGCUGCGCAUCGAGACGCAGAAGCAGACGCUGGGGGCACGCGAUGAGUCCAUCAAGAAGCUGCUGGAGAUGCUGCAAAGCAAGGGGCUGGGAUGCGACAGCGAACGCUCCCGCCGCCUGGCCGACGCCGACUCGCAGCUCAGCCACCUCGAAGUGAUCCUGGACCAGAGGGAGAAGGAGAACCUGCAGCUUCGAGAGGAGCUCCACCGGCGAAACCAGCUCCAUCAGGAUCCGGCCAAGACCAAAGCCCUGCAGACUGUCCUGGAGAUGAAGGAUACUAAAAUUGCGUCCCUGGAGAGGAAUAUUCGGGACCUGGAGGAUGAGAUCCAGAUGCUGAAGGCAAACGGCUUGUUGAACACAGAGGACCGCGAAGAGGAGAUCAAACAGAUGGAGGUCUACAAGAACCAUUCCAAGUUCAUGAAAAGCAAGAUCGAUCAGCUGAAGCUGGAGGUGUCAAAGAAGGAGUCCGAGCUUCUGGCCUUACAAACAAAGCUUGAGACCGUGAACAAUCAAAAUUCCGACUGCAAGCAACACAUCGAGGUGCUAAAAGAGUCUCUCACUGCCAAAGAACAGCGAGCAGCUAUUCUUCAGACGGAGGUGGACGCCUUGAGGCUGCGCUUAGAGGAAAAAGAGUCCUUCCUGAACAAGAAGACCAAGCAGCUUCAGGACCUCACUGAGGAAAAGGGCACAUUGGCUGGAGAGAUCAGGGACAUGAAGGACAUGCUUGAAGUGAAGGAGCGGAAGAUCAACGUCCUUCAGAAGAAGAUCGAGAAUCUCCAAGAGCAACUUCGAGACAAGGACAAGCAGCUGAGUAACCUGAAAGACAGGGUGAAGUCACUGCAGACUGACUCCAGCAACACUGACACUGCGCUGGCCACCCUGGAGGAGGCGCUGGCCCAGAAGGAGCGAAUCAUUGAACGUCUGAAAGAACAAAGGGAGCGUGAGGAUCGAGAGAGACUGGAGGAGGCGGAGUCAUACAGGCAGGAAAACAAGGAGCUGAAGGAGAAGGUCAACGCUCUGCAGGUAGAGCUCACAGAAAAGGAGUCAAAUUUAAUAGACCUGAAGGAACAUGCUUCAUCCCUGGCUUCCGCUGGCCUGAAGAAGGACUCGAGACUGAAGUCCUUGGAGAUAGCCAUUGAGCAGAAGAAGGAGGAAUGCAGUAAGUUAGAGACACAGUUACAGAAGGCGCUGGAGGCGGAGCCGGGGAGGACUCACCCUGAGCUCGUGGACAAGGCCAAGCUCAUGGAAAAGGAGGUUUCCUUCUACAAGGAGGAGUCGCGCAAGGCUCAGGCUGAGGUGGAGCGCCUGCUGGAGAUCCUGCGCGAGGUGGAAACGGAGAAGACCGACAAGGACAAGAAGAUUGCUGAGCUGGAAAGCCUCGCUCCAAGACCUGCCAAGGAGCAAACGAAGAAGGGUGCCAACUUCAAGCACAACCAGCAAGGGGAGAAGAAGAGCAAUGCCCAGAUCGUACCGGAAUGUCGAAAGGACAACGUUACCGAUAACUCCCAGCAAACAAAGCUGGAAGAUCUGACGGCAGCGCUGGAGAAGACCAGGCAGGAGCUGGAUGCCACCAAGCACCGGCUGAGCUCAACUCAGCAGUCUCUGGCUGAAAAGGACAGCCACCUGAUGAGUCUCAGGCAAGAGCGCAGGAAGCAGUUGGAGGAGAUUCUAGAAAUGAAGCAGCAAGCUCUUCUGGCAGCCAUUAGUGAGAAGGAUGCCAACAUUGCACUUUUGGAGCUUUCUGCAUCCAACAAGAAGAAGACUCAAGAAGAGGUGAUGACUCUGAAAAGGGAGAAGGACAGGCUAGUGCACCAGCUCAAACAGCAGACGCAAAGUCGGAUGAAGCUAAUUGCAGACAACUAUGAUGAAGACCAUCAUCUUCCCCAGCAGCCUCACCUUCAGCCUCACCUGAACCCCAAUCCCAAUCCGCAACACCCCCAUCCACAACUUCACCCCCAUCACCCUCUCCCUCCACCCCAACAACCUUACCCUCCGCACCCACCACCUCAGCCACAGCACCUCAAUCCCCAACCUCUUCACAGCCACCCUCAGCCUCCACACCCCCACCCACAACCACAGCAUUCUGGGCCUCAGCCUCAACACCCUCCACACCCUCCACACCCUCAACACCCUCCACACCCUCAACACCCUCAGCACCCUCAACCUGCACACCCCCACCCUCAACCUCAACCUCAACAUUCCAGCCCCCAACCCCUUCAUCCCCACCCUCAGCCGCAACAUCCCUACCCCCCUCAACUUCAGCCACAACUCCCUUAUCCGCCACAACCUCAACCACAGCACCCUUAUCCCCCACAUCACCCCCAAGCCCAGUAUUCUCACCCGCCACAUUCGCAGCACCCCUCACCUCACCACCCUCAGCAUCCCCAAACUCAACCACAGCAUCCCCACCUUCACCAUUCCCAGCCUCAACACCCUCACCCAACUCAGCAUGCACCCCCCCUUCACCGUGGCCACAGCCGUGCUCCGCCCCACGCCGGCCUUCGCCCUUCUCCUGAUCAGGAUGAUGAAGAAGGAAUUUGGGCAUAACCGAUUCCAAGAAAACAAGCCUCUGGGGGCGAAGGAGGAAGACUGAGACUCGUCCCAAACCCUCAUCCUAGAGCUGAGUCAACCCACCUCCUCACACCGGAGAC